This is a messenger RNA of Medioppia subpectinata, 1088 nucleotides long. The record is from the annotation of a GenBank genome assembly. NCBI's taxonomy places the organism in Eukaryota, Metazoa, Arthropoda, Arachnida, Sarcoptiformes, Oppiidae.
AUUAUAUUUGUAUAGAUUGGCACUUAUAUUGUGUGACAAUUGUAUGCCUUAUGUGAUGCUGUGAUUGAUUGGCAUCGAAAUGACUCAAACAAAAUCAUCCAAAUCUUGUCUUAAAUUAUUAACAAUCGCUUUCAUCGCAAUCUUAUCAUCCGUUUUGCCAUUAGUUAACUCAGAGACGGAUUUCAUAAUUAGUGAGCAAAUAGAGACGUGUGCCGAGAAUGCCAAAGGGUCACAAUUGUUCAAGUUCACAUUUGGCAAGGCAGUUCAAUCUAGCUCAAUUGCUGUUGAAGACACGUCGGGAACGUUUGAAUUGAACACAACCAAUGAUAACAAAGCCACUGUCAGUCUGAAGAAACCGGUGGACAACAGCGACAAUAACUUUGUGCUCAACAUUACAUUAGAUGCGGACAAAAAGAUCCAAAUAAUCGGCACUUUCAUUAAAAACUGUGACAACUCUUACACCUCUUCGUGUACUGUAAUCAUCGCAUUCUUGGCCAGUCUUUGUCUCAUAUUGUUUACAGCACUCGCGUUAGCGCUCAUUAUAUUGAGGCGUAAGAAACCGAUUACUUUUAAAUUUGGUGGAAGAGAUGAUAGGGAGUCGAUUCAUGAUGAACACUACGAACAGCCGCCCAAAGAAUCGACUAUCGAUGCGACCAAUAAUAUACUGAUUGGCGCUAAAGCCGUCCACAACGCCAAUAGUCCGCGAACUUCUUAUCCGAGAAAGUCGUCACUAAAGCCCUCCAAGAGUUUGACGGAUCAGAUGAACAACAACUACGACAACACCGCCUUUAAUAUCAGCGAAUUGGGAGCCGUCCAAGAGUUGGUCGAAGAGGUGAACGAAGAGACACAAAUUGAACAGAAGCCUCGUUUCCAAGAGACCAGAAGGAAGUCUAUAGUGACGUUCAGUGACACCACUCAAGUCAAGUACUGAUUAGGUCUACAAAACUAAUAGUGAUUGAUUGCCGCUAAUUAUUGUUUAAUUAGCAGCAAAUUUAAAUAGUAUUCAAAUGUUGUGAUUGAAGUUUAUAUAGGAAUUCACUAAAUGCCUAAAAAUAAUCAUCAAAUUAAGGAUUUGUUUUCAAAUUGCC